Messenger RNA from Dissoconium aciculare CBS 342.82, 849 nucleotides. RefSeq names its product bacterial bifunctional deaminase-reductase. The transcript has a single exon. The record is from RefSeq and is a predicted model, not a curated record. Bases 1 to 849 code for a protein of 282 amino acids. Gene Ontology annotation, molecular function: 5-amino-6-(5-phosphoribosylamino)uracil reductase activity. Gene Ontology annotation, biological process: riboflavin biosynthetic process. NCBI's taxonomy places the organism in Eukaryota, Fungi, Ascomycota, Dothideomycetes, Mycosphaerellales, Dissoconiaceae.
AUGAGCGACAUUAGCCCACUCAGCGAAGAUGACCUCGCAUUCCUCGCGUCAUACCUCCCACCGUCAGCACAACGAGUCACAAAGACGCAAGAGUCAGACGGCACAACGUCCACAAUCAAAGAAGGAGAAAUUCCCUUUGUGACCUUGACGUACGCAUCCUCUCUCGACAGCAUGAUUGCCCUGGCACCAGGCGCCAGAACAACACUAUCUGGUCCCGAGACGAAGAGCAUGACCCACUACCUCCGACUGCACCACGACGCCAUCCUCGUGGGUGCCGGCACCGCCGUGGUGGAUGAUCCAGGAUUGAAUUGUCGCUACCCUGGUGCGACGCUGCAGACGCAGCCUCAGCCAGUCAUCGUCGAUCCGAGAUGUCGAUUUGAGGUGAGCUCGAGUGCGAAGGUCUGUCAGCUCGCGGCCGAUGGGAAGGGCAAAGCCCCGUGGAUUGUCUGUGUGGAAGACAAUGGGAAACCGGAGAAUGACCUUGCGCGUAACAUCUCGAUCAAGACCGACAUGGCUGCAUUGCAAUCUUCGUCCGAUUCACAGCAAAUCUCUAUGCAGUGGCUCGACAUCCUUCGAGCGCUAAAGGCAGAGGGCAUGAAUAGCGUCAUGAUCGAAGGCGGUGCCACGAUUAUCAACGCGCUUCUACUCCUGCCAAAUGUCGUAGAUGCGGUCAUUGUAACUAUUGCGCCGACCUGGCUUGGGCGUGGUGGUGUAAAUGUAUCUCCCGCAGCACAGUCACGCGGAGGUGAGAGUACGAAUGCCGCCUGGCUGCGACAAACGUCGUGGAGACAGUUCGGUAAUGAUGUUGUUCUCUGUGGGAGGCUCGGUGAUCGGGACACAACAACGUGA